GCCGCACCCGCGAGCCCGGCACUGCCUGGCCCUCUGCACACCGAGGAGGCCCGCCCUCUGCGCCCGGACGCGCAGAGGGUGUGCGUGGAGCCAGGGGUGUGGCGGAGAGUCCCAGGACCAAGGCAGGUGUCCCUGUUUUGAGUGCACCCUUAAGGGGGCCGCUGAAGUAUUCCUCACCUUAGUUUGGAUCAGGAACUAACAUAUGUGCCAGUAGGUGUCCCUGAGUGAAAGAAACUACAAACCUAGUUUGGUGCUUCCUCGGCUUGUAUUGUCGGUGUUUGGAAGUUUGCCUUAAAAGAGUUGAAGCCCCGCGACUGGCUGCAAAGCCGAAGAUCCCAAGAACACAAGUCUGCAACUGUCAGAGGGAAGGACACACAUUCCUCUUUCACAUCGGGGAGCAGUGAGGAGGCCUUUUCUUUUCUGGCCAUGUCUUCUGUAGGAACUGCUGAGCCAGACGGAGACCAGAGGGACCGACAAGUCAGCAAACUCAUCUUCUUCCUCUUUGUCUUCGGUGCAGUCCUGUUGUGUGUGGGGAUCCUGAUCUCCAUCUUUGGGUACCAGGCAUGCCAAUAUAAGCCUCUCUCACACUGCAGCAUGGUGCUAAAGAUUGCUGGGCCUUCCUGUGCAGUGAUGGGGCUGGGAACUGUGAUUCUAGCCCGGUCCCGGGCACGCCUGCAACUGAGGGAGCGACAGCGGCAGGGCCAUCAGGACCCUGACCAAUCCUUCUUCUGUGGAGAGAGCCGCCAGUUUGCCCAGUGUCUCAUCUUUGGGUUCUUGUUUCUGACCAGUGGCAUGCUCAUUAGCAUACUGGGUAUCUGGGUGCCAGGAUGUGGCUCAGACUGGGCACAGGAACCACUGAACGAGACAAACAGUGGAGAAGGAGAACCCCAGAUCUGCAGCUUCCUUUCUCUGCAGAUCAUGGGGCCCUUGAUUGUGCUCGUAGGAUUGUGUUUCUUUGUGGUGGCCCAUGUUAAGAAGAAAAGCAACCUGAGUUCAAGCCGAGAUACCUCUGAAAUCGAAGGUGGACACACCCACAGUACAGAACCUGUCCACAUCACUGUGGGUGACUCAGUGAUAAUAUUCCCGCCCCCUCCACCACCUUACUUUGCUGAGUCUUCAGCAGCAGCUCCCUCUCCUGGGGCUAACAGCCUGCACCGGAUCGAAAACCCACCUUCCUACUCCAGUCUUUUUAAUCUCAGCAGGACCCCAACUCCUGAGAACCAGGGAGCAGCCUCUGAGAGAGAUCGGGAAGUCAUAUACACCAUUUCUGGGCCAGGUUCAUCCUCCGAGAGUUCACACACUGGGCAUCUUCCGCUGGACCUGCCCCCGAGAUAUGAAGAAAAAGAGACUGCUCCAGCCACACCCUUGGGUGCCCCUUCUGAGUCAUCCCCACCGUGAGCUAUGGACUCAGGCAGAUGAUGGACAGUUUUAUAUAUAUCAUGGAUUGUUUUUUAUUUAAUUUUUUUAAUAAAAAAUACAAUAACA
This is a messenger RNA of Rattus norvegicus (Norway rat), 1485 nucleotides long. The record is from RefSeq and is a predicted model, not a curated record. Lineage: Eukaryota; Metazoa; Chordata; Mammalia; Rodentia; Muridae.